Messenger RNA from Brassica oleracea var. oleracea, 676 nucleotides. RefSeq lists its product as uncharacterized. The transcript is spliced from 2 exons. The coding region runs from base 82 to 321 and encodes 79 amino acids. The record is from RefSeq and is a predicted model, not a curated record. NCBI's taxonomy places the organism in Eukaryota, Viridiplantae, Streptophyta, Magnoliopsida, Brassicales, Brassicaceae.
AGAGACGUCGAGGAGGGUUAUCGUCGUCUGUCAAAAAAAACCCUAAAGUUUCAACCUUUGCUGUCAAUAAAAAACCAAACCAUGGCUUCGUACAGCGAACCUUACGUCUCGAAUGGGACAGGAGUGUUCUGGGACAUGGACGAAUGUAAGAUCCCUGAGGGACGCACGGAAGCUGACCUCGUACCGUUUAUUAGAGAGAUGCUGUUGGGUGUUGGUCUACGCGGUCCUGUUUGGAUCCGGAUCUAUGGCGAUUUGACCGGACUUUCGAGCCUCGGAGGAUCAUGUGAAGCUGAGUCAUUUUCACGCAGGAGAGAAACGUGAGAAGAUGACGAAGAUAUUGGAGGACAUAGUUUCGUGGUCAGGUGAGAAUCCAGAACCAUCGUUGGGAAUACUAGUCUUGGGACACUUGGGAGCCGCAGAUGAUGCCGACAUCACCGAGGUUACUGAACUUCUCAAGACUCAGAAAAACUAUCACUUUGUGUUUGCGACUCCAGGAUCUCCACCUCCUCCAACGGUGGUGAGGUUUCUCAGGGCUAUUCCUCGUGGUGGACUCUAGCCUUUUUUAGAAAGUUUGAAUAACAUUUUCACAAAAGGACAAAAGUAAUAAUCAAAAGCCUCAACUUAUGUUAUUGUCUCGGAAGCAAAAGAUGAGAUUAUCAGAUAUUGUUUACUUUUA